GUCAGCGCGGGACCGGCGUGAGGAGGCGAGUGCGGCGGCUCUGCCACCUCCGCUGGGGCGCUUGUUGUUGGGGUUUUUAAUUGUUUUUAAGAUUAUUUUUACCUUUUCUGGGGGAACCGGGUGUGUGUGGUUUGUUUUGUUUUUUUUUUUUUUUUUCCUUUUGUUGUGGCCGGCCGGGGGACUUAAGCCGAGAUCAAUGAAGGAAAGAAGAGCGAGCCAGAAGUUAUCGAGCAAGGCGGUGAUGGAUCCCAACCAGAACGUGAAGUGCAAGAUCGUGGUGGUGGGGGACAGCCAGUGCGGCAAAACCGCGCUGCUACACGUUUUCGCCAAGGACUGCUUUCCCGAGAGCUACGUCCCGACUGUCUUCGAGAACUAUACGGCCAGCUUUGAGAUCGACACGCAGCGCAUCGAGCUCAGCCUCUGGGACACCUCGGGGUCUCCUUAUUACGACAAUGUCCGCCCGCUCUCCUAUCCAGAUUCUGAUGCUGUCCUGAUUUGCUUUGACAUCAGUCGGCCAGAAACCCUUGACAGUGUGCUAAAAAAGUGGAAAGGUGAAAUCCAGGAGUUUUGCCCAAACACCAAAAUGCUUUUGGUUGGUUGCAAGUCAGAUCUACGCACAGAUGUAAGCACACUAGUGGAACUUUCCAACCACAGGCAGACACCUGUGUCCUACGAUCAGGGUGCAAAUAUGGCCAAACAGAUUGGAGCAGCUACAUAUAUUGAAUGCUCAGCCUUACAGUCAGAAAACAGUGUCAGAGACAUUUUUCAUGUUGCCACCUUGGCGUGUGUGAAUAAAACAAAUAAAAACGUUAAACGAAACAAAUCGCAGAGGGCAACAAAGCGGAUUUCACACAUGCCUGGCAGGCCAGAACUUUCCACAGUGGCGACGGACUUGCGAAAGGACAAAGCAAAGAGUUGCACGGUGAUGUGAAGGACCUUGAUUUCCUGGAGAAGGAGGAAGAGAGCAUCUGGGAGGGGUGGAGGCUCAAUGAAGUAUACAGCCACAUGGUAUUUAAUGAGGGCUUAUGCCAGUGCUUUAAUGGAGACUUCACCUCUUUUGUGAGACUGUACUUAGGAACUGAGCAGCAAGAGGAAAUGGCUGUAAACAAGGUGGCAUCAGGAAAUGAUUCAUUGAAGAAAAUGCCAAAAAAAAACCCCAAAAGGGAAAAUGUUUGAAUGUGCUGAGAAGAGAGGGCGAAUGGGAAAAUAACACUGCGAAGGACAGAUGUCAUUGUCAGUGCUUGUUUCUUUUAUUAACGCUCUACUCCUGGAUGCUACCACUUUGAUUUCAUUAAAAUAAUACUUUAAUUUUUUUUUAAAGAAGACAUUAUUAAUAUGCCCUUGUUAUUAAGGAUCUAUCCCUGUGACCUUAUAGUUGGUUUUCCAAAGGAUAUGAUCUAAUUUUUUAGUAGCUGAUUGUUAAAAUGGAGAGUAUGCCGAGGCCUGUGCGUCACCUAGAGGAAAACACUAUAUGUGAGAAGUCUGGAGUUUUGCCUUCCCAAAACAGCAGCGCAAUCUGCACUUGAGCACGUUGGUAAUGAAGACAACCGUUUGAGAUUUCCCAGUAUUAUAGGUGUCCUCACACUGUGGAAAUUAAAAUGGAUCAAAUUGGGAUGUGGGGGUAAACUACCUGCCUGUUGUAGGACUCUGACUUUACAUUCCUCCCUGUGAUUGUAACUUAGAGUGGAAAUGGUCUCCGGUUCUGGUGUACUGUGUGGGUAUGUUGCUGUAGGUUCAAAUGAAAGGUGCUAAGAGCUAUGAUGACAAAUGAUCUUUAGUUUUACAACCAUGAUAAUUUGUUAAGCCUUACUGCCCACCUGGGGAAGCCCUGAGGCUCCUUUUCUUCUGGUGGAAGUUGGAGAGCCAGGUGAAUCCCAGGAUCUAGCCCUCUGUAAAUGUUACAGAGAAGUGCUGUGCUGUGAUGUGGUUCACUGCAAUUAUCUUUGCAAAAAAACCCAAGAAUCUGCAAAUGAGCCAGCAGAGCCAGGUUAUCUUUUGUGAUGCUCUUGUUUUUGGGGCAGCCAUCUCUCGCUGCAGACUGCGUUUGCUUGUGGUGAGGAAAUGGGGUCUGAAGAACUGUGACGCCUUAAGGGGUCCCCAGUGGAAACUGGAUACUGCCUUAGUCUUUAAGAUUAAUAGAUAUGUAUCCAGGCAACAAUCAUGAAACAUCGGUGAACCGGUUAAGUCAAAUUCCUUUUUGCUUACUGAAUACUAUUGUUACAUUAUAAACGGGCCUUUAAAAUUAUUUGCAAGCUGCUUACUGACUGACUUAACUUCAUAGCUUCUCUCAAAAGAAGGAUACUGUAAGCUCUAACCGGUGUGGUUAUCUCUUGUUGAGGACAAGCAUUUUGUUCCCAAGGGUAAUGCUUCAUUUUUGAAGUGUUAAAGCUGUGUUCAUGUUAACUUGCGCAAAGGUAAAGGGUUACCAUAACUAAAAUUCAGUUCUGUGUGUUCCCGGCGCUUUGUUUCAUCUGAUAAAAGAAGAAAAAAAACCACAAAACCCAUUCCGAUUAUUUCCCAGAAAAAGACAUUUUUACCACCACGAUAAGCUUUUGACUGAUACAACAGUGCGCUUAGGGCAGUAUUACAAAAUAGCUGGUAAGUGCUUUCUGUAUUUAAAUAUUGUGGAAAAAAAUAAGUUAUAACUGUUAAAGCAGGACAUUCAUUACUUUUUUUUUAAUUGUUGAAGUCACUUUGUAUGUUUGGUUAAUGUUUCUGCAGUAUUUAUUAAAAUACCAUUUUUUUUCUUUGAAUUAAAAAAAAAUGAUUGACUUGUA
Messenger RNA from Strigops habroptila (Kakapo), 2777 nucleotides. RefSeq names its product Rho family GTPase 3 (gene RND3). NCBI's taxonomy places the organism in Eukaryota, Metazoa, Chordata, Aves, Psittaciformes, Psittacidae. Bases 197 to 931 code for a protein of 244 amino acids. Gene Ontology annotation, biological process: small GTPase-mediated signal transduction. The record is from RefSeq and is a predicted model, not a curated record. Gene Ontology annotation, molecular function: GTPase activity; GTP binding. The transcript has 5 exons.